GAGCCUUGACUGCAGAAACUUCCUCCUCCUCCCCACGUUCAGAGCCCGCCCCACAUUCAAAGCUAUUUUAACGGCCGUCCUCCCUCCAUCAAACUCCACAGUCCUGCAACAGUCCACAGCUGUGAAACACUCGUCUCCUCGUCUUCUCCUCUGACAAGCAGAAAGUCAGCCGCCAUGUACAACAGGAGCAUCGCCAGCGGUCCUGGGCUCACCAUCACCAGGCAGAGCCGCAGCUACACUUCAAGCGCUGCUCCCCACAAAGCUCACAGCGUGUCCGGUCUCAGCUUCAUGGGAGGCUCCCGCAUCUCAUCUGCCACCGGGCGUACCGUCUCCUCUUCCUUUGGAAUGGGUGGAGGGUUUGACCUGUCCAACGCCAUGGACCAGAGCUCCGUGCACCUGAACGAAAAGGCCACCAUGCAGAACCUGAACGACCGUCUGGCUUCCUACCUGGACAAGGUUCGCAGUCUGGAGGCGGCCAAUGCCAAGCUGGAGAAGCAGAUCAAAGAGUACUAUGAGCAGAAGGGCCCGGCAGCACAGAGGGACUACAGCAACUACUGGGCCAUCAUCAAUGACCUGAAAGACAAGAUCAACGGUGCCACCGUCCAAAAUGCCAACAUCCUGCUGCAGAUCGACAACUCCAAACUGGCUGCUGAUGACUUCAAAACCAAGUUUGAGCACGAGCUCAUGAUGCGACAGUCAGUUGAGGCUGACAUCGCUAACCUCCGCCGCCUGCUGGACCAGACCACCUUGACAAAGGCUGACCUGGAAAUGCAGAUCGAAGGUCUGCAGGAUGAGCUGGCCUACCUGAAGAAGAACCACGAGGAGGAACUGGCAGCCAUGCGCUCUCAGCUCACGGGCACAGUCAACGUGGAGGUGGACGCUGCACCUCAGCAGGACCUGAACAAAGUCAUGGAGGAGAUCCGUGCACAGUAUGAGGCCAUCACAGACAAACACCGCCGCGACCAAGAAGCCUGGUUCACUGAGAAGUCAUCAGCUCUCAGCAAAGAGGUGGCCGUUAGCACAGAAGUAAUCCAGACAUCCAAGACAGAGAUCAAUGACCUGAGGCGCACACUCCAGGGCCUGGAGAUCGAGCUGCAGUCCCAGCUCAGCAUGAAAGGUGCUCUUGAAAACACGUUGGCAGAGACAGAGGGCCGGUUCAGCGCCAUGCUUAGCGGCUACCAGAACACAAUCAACAUGCUUGAAUGCGAACUAGGCCAAGUGCGCGGCAGCAUUGAGCACCAGGGCCAGGAGUACAAGAUGCUGCUGGACAUCAAGACCAGGCUGGAGCAGGAGAUCGCAACCUACAGGAGACUGCUGGAGACUGAGGAGGCCAGAUAGACAAAGAUAAAUGACUGCAGGAGGCUUCAAUGACACAUUCACAACCACCACUGUGCCCACGUCCAGCCAAGAAGUCCAACAUGCAGGCCAGAAACCAGAGGAGACCAAAAGGCUCGUUUUCCCAACAUCUGCUGUCAUGAGAAGAAGAGCUGAUGUGCGGCGCUGUGUGUGUGUUCAUGUUUGUGUGAUCUGCCAAAGAAAAUAAACCUGCUGGUGAAGAUAA
Molecule: messenger RNA, 1561 nt
Organism: Oryzias latipes (Japanese medaka)
Lineage: Eukaryota; Metazoa; Chordata; Actinopteri; Beloniformes; Adrianichthyidae
Product: keratin, type I cytoskeletal 19
Cellular component (GO): cytoskeleton
Molecular function (GO): structural molecule activity
Source: RefSeq, a predicted model, not a curated record